Molecule: messenger RNA, 1678 nt
Organism: Cuscuta epithymum
Lineage: Eukaryota; Viridiplantae; Streptophyta; Magnoliopsida; Solanales; Convolvulaceae
Source: the annotation of a GenBank genome assembly
CUCCAAUCUCUCAAUUUCCAGUCCAUAACCCCCGCCCUGGCCAUAAUUCAAGUAGUGAGUGGUAGUCAGUCUUCUGUAGCCUAGCUAGCUAGCUUAAAUCCUCUGCUCCGUGUGGGGAAUAUAAUGUCAUCCUCUGCAAAACACUUGUCGUCUUCGGCCUUCUGGUGGAGCAGCAGUAAACAUCAUCAGAUACUACACCAUGAGGAGGAGCUGGAGCAGGACACAGUGGAAUGCUCCUCCUCCUCCAAGCAGCUUUCCGAUAACUGCGGUGUCGUCCCCAAGGACCACUUGUUCGAGAAGCCUUUGACUCCCAGCGACGUCGGAAAGCUCAACCGCUUGGUCAUCCCCAAACAGAACGCCGAAAAAUACUUCCCCUUGACCGGCAAAGAUUCCUCCACCGCCGCCGCCGAUAAAGGCUUGUUGCUCACCUUUGAGGACGACUCCGGCAAGCUCUGGCGUUUCAGGUACUCAUACUGGAACAGUAGUCAAAGCUACGUGCUGACGAAAGGGUGGAGCAGGUUCGUGAAGGAGAAGCGGCUGGACGCCGGAGACGUGGUGCUGUUCUUGCGCCACCGUCUUGACGGCGACCGGUUCUUUAUCGGGUGGAGGAGGAGAAGCGGAAGUGCCGGUGCUACGGCAGCUGCUGCAGGUGUUAAGGAACAAGGGAUGGGUACAGUUGUCGGAGGUGGGUGGGGCCAAGGUUACUAUCCUUAUCAGCUGCCGGCAGAUCUUCCAUACCACCCGGACUACUUUCAUCAUGUCGCUGCAGGGUCAUCAUCUACUACAGAAUGCCAAACACCAUCAAGUGGGAACUCAAAGACGCUAAGGUUGUUUGGGGUCAACAUGGAGUGCGGCCAAGCUGCUGAGUCGGUCACGCCAGAUGGUUCGACCACGGCUCAGACCGGCCAUCACUACUUAUACCAAUAUUAUUCCAACCCUAUUGCUUCCUACAACAACCACUACACUCACAUGCAGCAGGAUUUGGGUUACUCAAGAGAUAUCAAUCUGAUGAGAUAUCACCAGGGAUAAGAUAUAUAUGUGGAGAAGACUGACUAUGCAGAAUAUAUAUGGGCCACGUGCAAAGUCAAAAUAAAAUAAAAUAAAACAAUUCAGUGGAGUGGAGGGAAUCCAGGAUUUUGUGGCAAUUAAUUGUCUUUCUAAAAAGGGGUAGGUUCAUACAAGGGCUUAUCAAACAAACCCUUUCCAAGUCCAGGGGGAUGGGAAAGAGCCCACAUCAGAAGCCCGCGGGGAAAUGAAAGAGAGACAAUAGCUGCUUCUUGGUGGGGGUGGGGGUGGGGUUAGAGGGCCCACAAUGUAUGUCAUCAAGGGGAGAAUCUGGGUCACUGCCACCGAUAAUUUGUAUUGUGCUGCUGCUACAACACAUGAUGGAGGAAGAAAAAUGUCUUUUUGUUGUCUACAGUUGAGAAGUCAAGUGGACUCCAUUGAAACUCUGCCUCAACUAACCCCUUGUGUUUCACUUCCCGAUCUUUUUUCCAUUAUGCUUAAGCACUUAAGCUACAAUGUCACAGGCUUAGGUUCCUUUGUUCAAGUCUUUGUACAUAUAUUCCCUUUCUGUUAAAAAACACAAAGUGUAAGUUUCUAAUGAGUAUUGGAUAUUGCUUUAGACAUUCAAAAUGUUGUAUUUACCGAUGGAAAUCAAUAGAUUCAUAUAUAAUCA